AUGUUUCAAUUUUUCACAUAUUAUUCAUUCCAAAUUUACAGGGAAAAUAAAGUGGUCCAAAGGGAGAUUGUCACUAAGCUGAAGCUUAUGUUAGACGAGUUCAAUGUUCAUGCAAAGGCUUUUAGGAUGGCAAGGGAUCUUUUGAAGUCUAAUAAUUUCUUAGACUUAAAGCUGAGGCUCAUUAGUGAUAGACCCGAGGACGGACGGGUGUACAAUAGACCCACUGUGUCAGAAGUUGCUGCUCUGAUUGUUGGAGAUAUUGAUUCUGCCUCUAAAAGAGACAUAAUCAUUCAACCACGCGAUGGUCAUUUGCAACGCAUUGAUGAGUUUCAUGCUGCGUACUUAGCAUAUCAAUACCCUCUCAUUUUUGUGUAUGGAGAAGAUGGAUACAGGAAAAAUAUAUUGAAGAAAUAUGAACAUCAAACUGAAGUUAAUAGGAGAAAUCGUCAGUCCAUCAAAGAUUGGCUAUCAUUCCGAUUGCAGGAACGCCACAACGAGGCUAAAACAUUACUUCACUCAAGACGGCUAUUUCAACAGUUCUUAGUUGACGGUUAUGCAAUGAUGGAGUCUGAACGACUUAAUUGGUUGAGGGACAAUCAAUCAAAGUUAAGAGUUGGUAAAUACAAUAAGUUGAAUGAUCAAUGUGGUGGUGGCGAGCCAAGUCGACGAUCAAAGCGAGGAAAACGUGUAGUAUUACCAUCUACUUUUGUUGGUAGCAAGAGAUACAUGGAUCAAUUGUAUUUUGAUGGGAUGGCCAUUUCAAGUAGGUUGGGAUUCCCUGACUUAUUUGUUACAUUUACUUGCAAUCCCAAUUGGCCAGAAAUCACCCGUGCAUUGUCUGGAACUGGGUUAAAGCCGCACGAUCGACCAGAUAUUAUUACAAAAGUUUUCAAAAUCAAGUUUGAUGAACUCAUGAAUGAUAUUACAAAACACCAUGUUCUCGGAAAAGUCUUGGCAUUUAUGUACACGAUUGAAUUUCAAAAGCGGGGAUUGCCGCAUGCACACAUUUUGAUCUUCUUGCACCCUCAAAGCAAAUAUCCAACACCUUCGGACAUAGAUAACAUCAUUUGUGCAGAAAUCCCAGACCCUAAUCUUCAUCCAACUUUAUACAAUUUAGUUAAGGCACACAUGAUGCAUGGACCUUGUGGUCUAUCACGGAUGAACUCACCAUGUAUGAAAAAUAGAAAGUGCUCGAAGUACUUCCCGAAGAAGUUCAUUGAAGACACAAUCGUUGAUGCUGAAGGUUAUCCCCUUUAUAGAAGAAGGUCAAUCUCCCAUGUUAUUCAAAAAAAUGGUAUCGAGCUGGACAAUCGACAUGUUGUACCUUUCAAUACAAGACUACUUUUGAAAUACCAUGCACAUAUAAACAUGGAAUGGUGUAACCAAAGUACAUCCAUCAAAUAUCUUUUCAAAUAUAUACACAAAGGCUUUGAUAGAAUCACGGCAACAGUUUCAAGGAAUGACAAGGAGCCAGUUGAUGAAAUCAAACAAUAUCUGGACUGCAGGUAUGUAUCCCCGAGUGAAGCGUCUUGGCGAAUUUACUCUUACAAUAUUCAUGGCAGAAAACCUGCAGUCGAACGUAUGUUCUAUCAUUUAAUAGGUGAGAAAGCUAUUUACUACACCGAUCACGAUCGAAUGGAAAAUAUAUUGGAAAAUGCAAGUGUCACCGAAUCCAUGUUUACUGCUUGGCUGGUUGCAAAUGGGAAAUACGAAGAAGCCCGAACACUAACAUACGGCCAAUUUGUAUCAAAAUUUGUUUAUGAUAAGAGAAAAAGAAUGUGGAAACCUCGCAAAAAGGGGUUCACCAUCGGUCGUUUGAUAUGGGUUCCACCAACCACUGGAGAAUUGUUUUACCUGCGGAUGAUGUUAACGGUAAUCAAGGGACCGACGACUUAUGAGGAAAUUCGGAAAAUUGGUGACAACCAAUAUGAUACAUUUAGGGAUGCAUGCUUUGCAAUGGGCUUUCUUGAAGAUGAUAGAGAAUACAUUGGAGCUAUCAAAGAGGCGAGUGAAUGGGGUUCAGGUCAUUUUCUUCGCAAACUUUUCGUCGUUAUGCUUUUGUCAGGUGCUGUUAAUCGCCCUGCUCAUGUUUGGAAAGAAUCAUGGGUGCUAUUAGCGGAUGGUGUGUUGCAUGCCCAAAGACAACUGGCUCAAAAUCCAGAGUUGCUAUUGACGGAAGCCGAAUUACAGAAUUUGACGUUAAUAGAAAUUGAAAAACUCCUUCAGGCAAACCGAAGGAGUCUCACAGAUUUUAAGCCAAUUCCAUAUCCGGAUGGGUAUGUUCUGCAACAGUUAGGCAAUAGACUCAUAUAUGAUGAACGUAAUUACGAUGCGUCGACAAUGAGAUCCGAAUUCACAAAUCUCUUUAAUGCUCUUACAGAUGAACAGAGGGGUAUCUAUGAAAGAAUUAUGGAGUCUGUCCAGGCGCAAAAGGGUGGCGUGUUCUUCCUACAUGGUUAUGGCGGCACUGGUAAAACCUACAUGUGGAGGACACUUGCAAGCAAAUUGAGGUCCAAACAUGAUAUUUGUUUAACCGUUGCAACCAGUGGAAUAGCUUCUCUUUUAUUGCCUGGAGGUAGAACCGCUCAUUCUAAGUUCAAGAUACCUGUACCAACAUUGGAUAAUUCUACUUGCAACGUAGAAUAUAACGAUGAUGUUGGAGAGCUUCUUAGGCAAACAAAACUUAUUAUAUGGGAUGAAGCACCCAUGGCACACAAGCAUGCUUUAGAAGCACUUGACAGAACUUUGAAGGAUGUAAUGAGUACCUAUAGUAACUCCAAGGAUGUGUUCGGUGGCAAGGUUGUUGUAUUUGGUGGUGAUUUUAGACAGAUUUUGCCUGUUGUUCCAAGAGGGAGUCGUUCUGAUAUCGUACACUCUACGAUAAAUGCUUCUUAUAUAUGGCAUUCAGUUCAGGUCUUAACGUUAACACAGAACAUGCGGCUGCAUUCUGGGCCAACUGAACAAGAUAGGAGAGAGAUUGCAGACUUUUCUAAUUGGCUUCUGAGAAUUGGUGAAGGCAAAGUUUCAGAACCAAACGACGGUGUUGCUGAAAUUGAAAUACCCCCUGAACUUUUAAUAACGGACUUCGACGAUCCUAUUGUUGGCAUUGUCAGUAGUACAUACCCUGAUUUCAUUCAAAAUUACAAAUCUAACGAUUACCUCAAAAGUCGAGCAAUACUCGCUUCCACGUUAGAAGUUGUUGAUGAGAUAAACGAUCACCUUCUUGCCUUAAUGCCAGGAGAGAUACGCGAUUACUAUAGUUGUAAUUCAGUUGAUAAAUCUGAAAUUCAUGAUCCGACCGUAGUUGACAUCCUUGCGCCUGAGUUUCUUAGUUCUCUACGAACAUCUGGUUUGCCUAACCAUCACAUAAAGUUAAAGGUUGGAACACCUGUUAUGCUAAUGCGAAACAUUGAUCAGUCAGAAGGUUUGUGUAACGGCACAAGGCUAAUUAUAACAAAGAUGGCAACCCAUGUCGUUGAAGCUAAAAUAAUGGCUGGAAAGGGUUUUGGAAAUUUAGUUUACAUCCCUCGGAUGGAUAUGUCACCCUCACAAUCCCCUUGGCCGUUCAAACUAAAUAGACGACAAUUUCCAAUAAUAGUCUCAUAUGCAAUGACUAUUAACAAAUCCCAGGGCCAGUCUUUGGAUACGGUAGGACUUUACUUGCCAAGAGAUGUAUUCACCCACGGUCAAAUAUAUGUCGCUCUAUCAAGGGUCACAACCAAACAAGGAAUCAAAAUAUUGGUACAUGAUGAUAAGGGCAAGUUCAAAGGAACCACUACAAACGUCGUUUACAAAGAGGUUUUCAAUAACAUAUGAGAUAAACUUAAUUACGGCUGCAUUUUUAUCCGUCUUAGAAGAGUUGCUGCUCCCGUUAUCCUACAACUUUACUGCCCCUGUAUGAAGUGAGUAUGACUCCUACAAUAUGACUGUAACUAUGUUGUCCAUGAAUUGAAUUGAAAAUG
Molecule: messenger RNA, 3962 nt
Organism: Vicia villosa (hairy vetch)
Lineage: Eukaryota; Viridiplantae; Streptophyta; Magnoliopsida; Fabales; Fabaceae
Exons: 6
Coding region: 1-3816 (1271 amino acids)
Biological process (GO): telomere maintenance; DNA repair
Molecular function (GO): DNA helicase activity
Source: RefSeq, a predicted model, not a curated record